This is a messenger RNA of Saxophila tyrrhenica, 846 nucleotides long. RefSeq lists its product as uncharacterized. The transcript is spliced from 2 exons. Gene Ontology annotation, molecular function: oxidoreductase activity. The record is from RefSeq and is a predicted model, not a curated record. The coding region runs from base 1 to 846 and encodes 281 amino acids. NCBI's taxonomy places the organism in Eukaryota, Fungi, Ascomycota, Dothideomycetes, Mycosphaerellales, Extremaceae.
AUGUCAGGCCUCACUAUCACAUCCACAGCAAAGCUCUCAAGCGGCAAAGCCAUCCCCUUGCUGGGCUUUGGCGUCUGGGACAGUCCUUCUCACCUCACAACAAAAUCAUGUCUUGGAGCUCUAAAGGUCGGAUAUCGGCACAUCGACACAGCCCAAGUCUAUGGCAACGAACCUGAAGUUGGCGAGGCCGUCAAGCAAUCCAGCCUCAAACGGGAAGACAUCUACGUGACAAGCAAGAUCCUAUCCCCCGGCUCGGACGAUGCAGCAACGUACCAGAAAUGCCUCGAGAGUGUACACAAGAUCGGCGGCAAGGAUGGCUAUCUUGAUCUGAUGUUGAUUCACAACGCCUCUCCGGGCGCAGCCAGCAUUAAGUUGAUGUGGCAAGCGAUGGAGAAGCUGCAGCAAGAGGGCAAGAUCAAGUCGAUUGGUGUGAGCAACUUCGGCAUUGGCCACAUUGAGAAGAUGAAGGAGUAUGCGAAGGUCUGGCCACCGAUGGUCAAUCAGCUAGAGCUCCACCCCUGGCUCCAACAGCGAGAAAUCGUCGACUACUGCCACAAGAACAACAUCAUCGUCGAAGCGUACUGCCCGCUCGUCCGGAACCAGAAGGCCAAGGAUCCAGACCUCUCGUCCGUGGCGGAGAAGCACGGCAAGUCAACAGCACAAGUGCUCGUCCGAUAUUGUCUGCAGAAGAACUGGGUUCCAUUGCCUAAGAGCGACAACCCCGGCCGCAUCGCCCAAAACGCCGACAUCUACGACUUCGAGCUCGACAAGCAGGAUAUGGAGAAGCUGGACGGGCAGAAGCAGGAGGCUGCGCUUGUGGUGGCCGUUGAUAAUCAGGCUACGUGA